GGAAGUGACGUCACUCGAAUUGAGAUCGCUUCCCGUGUGUAGUUGAGGGAAAGAAAGCUUUGCUUCUGGUUUAAGAAAGAGGGAUACGGAACGUAGUAAAGCUUAGCAGUCACGUUGCUUCGAGAGAUAUAAACUUGGAGUCAUGGUGGACGAAUAGUCAACUUCAGGUUGUGUGGGCAGCACUGACCAUUCUUUAGAGAUUCUGCUUUUUCUAGUACAAAAAAUGUCUGUGGAUAUGAAUAGUCAGGGGUCAGACAGCAAUGAUGAGGACUAUGACCCUGGUUGUGAGGAGGAAGAGGAUGAAGGCCCUGACAUGGAUGAUUAUUAUGCUGAUGUUGCAAAUGAUGUGGAGCAGCAGCCAGCUGAUGACUUUGACCCUGAGGAGUAUCACUUCACUUGCUUGACCUAUAAGGAGUCUGAGAGUGUCCUGAAUGAUCAUGUGACCAAUGUGGCAUCAGUGCUUCAGGUUUCAAAUUCAGUAGCUAAACUUGUAUUAGUUCAGUACCAUUGGCAAGUUUCAGAUAUUCUGGAAAUACAUAAAGCCAAUAAUGCACAGCUUCUUAUAGAAGCCAAAGUACAACCCAGCACACCCAGAACUGCAGUGGUGCACUGUGUCCAUCAUUGUGGUGUAUGUAUGCAAAGUGUACGGAAGGAAAGCCUACUUUGUCUGGCAUGCCAGCACAACUUCUGUCGCAGCUGCUGGGAGCAGCACAGUACUGUGCUUGUCAGAGAUGGCGUGGGAGUAGGAAUUUCCUGCAUGGCUCAAGACUGCCCACUCCGAACUCCCGAAGAUGUUAUUCUUCCUUUGUUACCUAAUGAGGAACUGAGAGAGAAAUACCGACGCUACCUCUUCCGAGACUAUGUGGAGAGCCAUUUUCAGCUUCAGUUGUGUCCUGGUGCAGACUGUCCUAUGGUCAUCAAGGUACAGGAGCCCAAGGCCAGAAGAGUACAGUGCAGUAGGUGCAGUGAAGUGUUCUGUUUUAAAUGUCGUCAGAUGUACCAUGCACCAACAGACUGUGCUACAAUAAAGAAAUGGCUAACAAAAUGUGCUGAUGAUUCUGAAACAGCAAACUACAUCAGUGCACACACUAAAGAUUGUCCCAAGUGCAAUAUCUGUAUAGAGAAGAAUGGAGGCUGUAAUCACAUGCAAUGCUCAAAGUGUAAGCAUGAUUUCUGCUGGAUGUGUUUAGGGGACUGGAAGACACAUGGUAGUGAGUACUAUGAGUGCAGUCGGUACAAAGAGAAUCCUGAUAUCGUAAACCAGAGCCAGCAAGCCCAGGCCAGAGAAGCACUGAAGAAGUACCUGUUCUACUUUGAAAGGUGGGAGAAUCACAACAAAAGCUUGCAACUGGAAGCACAAACAUAUCAGCGAAUUCAGGAAAAAAUCCAGGAACGGGUAAUGAAUAAUUUAGGGACGUGGAUUGACUGGCAGUAUCUGCAGAAUGCAGCAAAGUUAUUGGCCAAGUGUCGAUAUACAUUACAGUAUACAUAUCCUUAUGCAUAUUACAUGGAGUCUGGACCCAGGAAGAAGCUGUUUGAAUACCAACAGGCACAGCUUGAGGCUGAAAUUGAAAACCUGUCCUGGAAGGUGGAACGGGCAGACAGCUAUGACAGAGGGGAUUUAGAAAACCAAAUGCAUAUUGCAGAACAGAGGAGACGUACCCUACUGAAGGAUUUCCAUGACACAUGAGUGGAAGUGGUGUUGGAAGUGAUAAGUGAGGCAGCAGAUUACAAAACGAGUACUGGCUCAGGAGUGAGAGAGGGGAAAGAGCAACACAGACAAGAUGCCCACAUGAACUUUAAAAUUUCCUCCUCCAUCUUUUCUUUUAACGUUUACGUUAAAGAAUUUUUCUUUUGCUUUUCUUUGCUGCAGGAGUAGAGGCCAGACUCCAAAGAAGCUGCUUUUUACUUUGAGACCUCUGUCCAUUUUUGGAAAGGUUUCAUUUCUGAAUGGCUGUUUUAUUAGUAUUAGACCAUUAAAAGUUCAUGUCAUUUUUGAACAUUGUACAACUAUACAAAAAACAAAAUGGCAUCCCUCUCUUUUUACGGACUGUAAAAUUUUAGAGACAUUUGAUCAGGAUCUUAUCCUCCAGAAGUCUGAAUUCUUCAAACUUUUCAGGCAAAAUACUAAACUUUUUUUUUUUAAUCAAGGGAUAUGCUACACAAAACAUUGCACUAAAAAGCGGAUCCCUAAAUUCUGGUGGGCUUUAAAAUGUGUGACAGGGCUUGCAUUUAUUAGCAGCACUCAUUUUAAAAGGAUCCCCAAUACAGAGUAGCAUUUUUAAUAGACUAUUUUUCGUUGUUGAUUUCCACAGGUAUGUUGUAAUUUUAUUAAAUAAAAAGUAUGGCAAACAUUGCAUCUUUUA
Molecule: messenger RNA, 2366 nt
Organism: Protopterus annectens (West African lungfish)
Lineage: Eukaryota; Metazoa; Chordata; Ceratodontiformes; Protopteridae
Gene: ARIH2
Product: ariadne RBR E3 ubiquitin protein ligase 2
Exons: 15
Coding region: 224-1690 (488 amino acids)
Biological process (GO): ubiquitin-dependent protein catabolic process; positive regulation of proteasomal ubiquitin-dependent protein catabolic process; protein polyubiquitination
Cellular component (GO): ubiquitin ligase complex; cytoplasm
Molecular function (GO): zinc ion binding; ubiquitin protein ligase activity; ubiquitin conjugating enzyme binding
Source: RefSeq, a predicted model, not a curated record